CGUCUGAACCGCAGCCCGCGCCGUACGUGCGUCAGGGAUCAUCAAAAAUCACUCACCUCCGGCACUCCACACCAACACGUGACUCUCGGGUUUCUAUAAAAUCGAAAUCCCGCGACCGAUCAACAACACUUCCACGAUGCAUUCGACUUGGAAAGGUUUGUUGGUCGGCGGCUGGCUGCUGGCUCUUUACUCCACUGUGGCUUUGGCUCAGCUGGACUCCAGCCUGGACAGUCACUGGGAGAUGUGGAAGAUGAAACAUCAGAAAAAUUACCAGAACAAGGUGGAGGAGGUACAUCGCAGAACAGUGUGGGAGAAAAACCUCAUGCAGAUCAACAUUCACAACCUGGAAGAGUCUAUGGGCCUUCACACCUACACUAUGGAGAUGAACCACAUGUCUGACCUGACUAAAGAAGAAGCAAAGCAGAUGUAUGCCACGCUACGAAUUCCCAAAGAUUUGAAGAGGACGACAUCUGUACUCAAACCCCCUGCAGAUCUACCACCUAGUCUGGACUGGAGGACAAAAGGCUAUGUGACUGCUGUCAAAGAUCAGGGAUCAUGUGGGUCGUGCUGGGCCUUCAGUGUGGCUGCGGCCAUGGAGGGUCAUUUGUAUAGGAGCACAGGGAAACUAAUGGACCUCAGCCCCCAGCAGAUGGUGGACUGUGCAACAACAUAUGGAAACUUUGGGUGUGGAGGGGGCUACAUGGAGAAAGCCUUUCAGUACGUCGUUGACCAUGGCCUGGAGUCUGAAUCUUCAUACCCCUAUGAAGGAAGGGAUGAUACUUGUAGAUACAAUGCUGCAUCAAGAGUAGCUAACUGCUCUGGAUACAGCUUUGUGGAACGAGGGAACGAGUAUGCUUUACAGGUGGCACUUGCUAGGAUUGGUCCCAUCUCUGUUGGAAUUGAUGCUGACCUGAUUUUUUAUUAUCAUUCUGGAAUAUUCUCAGAUCCAACCUGCAUUGAGGGUAGGGUAGACCAUGCAGUUCUGCUCGUAGGAUAUGGUACAGAUAAUGGUGUGGACUACUGGCUGGUGAAAAACAGCUGGGGAACUGGAUGGGGAGAAAAUGGCUACAUUCGGAUCGCACGUAACAAGGGUGAUAUGUGCGGCAUUGCAACCUAUGCUACAUACUGCAACAUAUAGGACUUCCCAUGUCCUCAUGUACAGAUGUUUUUUUCACAUAAUAAAAAUAACUAAACAUUUACACUCUUUUGAAUGUACAGGAUCUGAAAUAUGUGCUUUUAUUAAUACUUCCUGAACAAUAAAAAUAUGUUUUAAUCCAUGUA
This is a messenger RNA of Boleophthalmus pectinirostris (great blue-spotted mudskipper), 1281 nucleotides long. Its product is annotated as cathepsin K-like. Gene Ontology annotation, molecular function: cysteine-type endopeptidase activity. The record is from RefSeq and is a predicted model, not a curated record. NCBI's taxonomy places the organism in Eukaryota, Metazoa, Chordata, Actinopteri, Gobiiformes, Gobiidae. Bases 137 to 1138 code for a protein of 333 amino acids. Gene Ontology annotation, cellular component: lysosome. Gene Ontology annotation, biological process: immune response. The transcript has 8 exons.